Acanthoscelides obtectus is the source of this 600-nucleotide messenger RNA. Lineage: Eukaryota; Metazoa; Arthropoda; Insecta; Coleoptera; Chrysomelidae. The record is from the annotation of a GenBank genome assembly.
AUGUUUAAUUCAGAUACUACGGUAGUUUCACUUGGUGAGGAUCAGAGAGCUACAAUAUACAUGUUACUACCGAAGUUACGAAGGAUGUUUUGGCAAGAACAAGAACUCGAUUAUGGCUGCCAUGAUGUUGUAUGCAGUUCAGAAAAUCAAGGGAACCGAAAACAUCUCUACGUUUUUUUUUUGAGACCAAUCAUGGACAAAGUGAUGGAGAUUCAGUGCAUAGCACAAGUUGGUGAUAUUUUCAUUUCCAGCCAAGUUUACGCUAUAAUCGAAUUAGCCAGACGAAAAAAUCCAUACAAAGUCAUUCCGAUGGGCUGGUCAGACUUUCUGGAUUUUAAAAGUUUGUCAAAACUAUUACGAAUUUUGACAGUUCGCACAAGCAAUGAAGAAGACUCGAACAAAACCCAAUCACAAAGCGGCCCGAAAUGUUGGAAAUUCCACCGUUCAGUCUCAAGUCCGACGAGAACAAAUAAUAACGCAGGCACCACCAGAGACGGCAUCGACGAGAUCUUUGAAAAUGUAUACUCCAACCGGCCUUCAAGCCUGAAAGAAGCAAAAGAGAUAAUUUCUGACAAAGCUGCCGGAAAAUAUUGCCCGUGA